Messenger RNA from Neolamprologus brichardi, 1557 nucleotides. RefSeq lists its product as uncharacterized. Lineage: Eukaryota; Metazoa; Chordata; Actinopteri; Cichliformes; Cichlidae. The record is from RefSeq and is a predicted model, not a curated record.
CGCGACAUUCCCCCACCCCCCAAACGAACAAACAGAAGGAGAAGGAAACCAGAGAGAGCUACUAGGAGCUUUGAGGAUCAUGGGACAGGGAAUUUUGUUCUAUCUUCGCGCAUCUUGAAGUGAUUUGUCCUCGAGCGCAUCUACAAACAGGCUCACGUCCGCGAGCUCACCAAGGCACGAGCCAGAAUGUGAACAAGUAAGCACGGCGCCGUGUUUCAGCUUCAGUCAAAAUUAACUUAAUAAAAGUUUUACACGUUAGAGUGCGUUAACCGCGAAGGAGCAGAGAUGAAGUUCGAUGCAGAUGAGUUAGGCCUAUUCACUCAUUUACUGUUUUUCAAGGUAGAAUAUUGCAGCAGGUCCAUAAGAUAUUGUGUGAAGUGGAAAGGAUCCAUGUGUCCCCAACGCUCCGACAGACAGCCUGGUGCCUCCAAGAAGAACACCAAGACAAGCCCCGCUCCAGAGGAAGAAGUUAUCCAGCGUCAGCUGAGAGGUCAAAGGCGGAGGGGGAAAGGCAGUACUGGUGACAGCCUCUGUAUCGCAGGUGAGGGAACAGGGUGCGACCUCCUCGACAUCAUUGCCAAUCAGGAAGAGAAGCAAGUUGGUGAAGAAGAUGGGGGAAAGGUGGUAGAGAUAGCUGAUAAAGAACUGGACGACUCGGAUGAAGACCGAGUCUCUGUUUGCAGCAGCACAGCGUCUGGUCCCUCUUUUUAUCACUCCACCUACAGAAAAGCGAGGCCUUCCCAGAACCUGUGCUUGGCCUGUCAGAAGCUCUACCAGAAAGCAAAGAAGAUAAAAACACCAAUCAUAAACAAACUGCUGGACAAUGAUCCUAUGUCCCCGACAUGUGACCAGUGGGUCCUUAUCAAAAAGCGGACAUCCCAAAGGUGGCCUAAUGCAAGAGGGGAGCUUUUGAGCCACAUGAAGAAGAUAAAGAAGGCCUGUGAGAAACAAAGUGAGCAGCGUGUGGAAGAAUCUGCCGCCUGUUCAAGGCCGCACACUUUCCUCCACAGGAACCUCAGACGAUGUGUGAAAGCGAAAAAGGAGAGUAAGAAGAAUAAGAACAGGAGGAAGAGACAGAGAGACGGUUCGCAGGGUACUCGUGUCGCUAAGCAGCAGCGUCUCCACACCAACGCUCCCAUCAAGAUGACCUGUGUAGAGCCAAACAGCCGCCGAAAAAGCAGCAGUCAGGGGAACAGAGGUGUGACUGCUGAGGCGAUUCCCUCGUCUGUGACACAGGAAGCCACCACACCAAGCAAGAGAACACCAAAGCAGACGGGUAGAUUCAGAAACUUGCUGGCUGAGCUACGGAGCAAGAGCAGCAUGAUUGUAAGAGAAACACACUAGUGAGGAGGCAGGAUGCGAGUGCUAAUCGCUUUUAGUCGUGAUGUUCUGCUGGUCUUCAGUAUUGUUACCUAUUCGGUGGCCUAUGCCUAGAGUUACUUGACAAAGUGCCGUCGCAGUUCUGUGCAUGUUUUGUUUGUGAUCCUUUAAAAUUAAAAAUAAUAUUUAUUUAAUGUUCUUUACAACUGGACAGCUGUGAAUAAAUGUUUAUGUUGA